UUGUCGCCUUGUUUUCUUGUGCAAGAGUUGACCAUAUAGCCUAGUCCGAGUGCCCGGGGAGGGGUGCGAGUUGGGUAACGUCCUUUGCAUUUCGCCAUGGCAUGGACCACAAGACCUUGGACCAGCGCUGGCCACGGCAGGUCGCUCCGGACCUGGAGACAGAAGCCGCCCGGCUGCUGCGCUGGGCCUCCGAGGAUGCAUGGGGCCGCCGGCCAGGCCAGCGGCCGGAACCGGAGCCGGACGAGAGCUACUCCGCCGCGGUGGGGUCCAGCUACCUCGGGGGCGCGGACUCUGACCCUUGGCAGCGCCUACUGCGCGGAGAGGGCGCCUUUUGCGAGGUCCCGGUGGCGCUCUUGGAGCGGCUUCGGCGCCAGGGUGAGGCGCAGCUCGCGGAGAUCGCGGAGCUGCGGGGCCAGCUGGCGCAGCUGCCGCAGGUGGAGGAGGAGAUCGCUGCCAUGGAAGCAGAGCUCGCUGAGCUGCAGAGCAACUGCGUGGUCAACGCCAACGAGUCUAGACCGACCCAUGUUCAGCGUGCAUCCGAGGAUCGAGCUCCGGAAUCUGGAGGCGGAGGCGCUGGUCGGCGAGGCUCAGCGCCUGGAGGAGGAGAAGCAGAAGCGCAAGGAGCGCUUGGAGGCCUUGACCGCGCAGGCGGACGAGAUUGAGUUCUGGCUGGACGCCGCGGGGCAUGCGCCGGUGGGCCCUGAGGGCCGCGCGCGCGUGGAGCGCUUCAAGGCGGCGGCCCAGGCGGCGGCGGAGGCGGCCGAGCGCCCAGUCGAGAAGCGGCACAGCGCUUCUGCAGCGCUGUACAGCGUGACGCAGUGGAAGGAGUUCUUCCAAGGGGAGGAGCUGGCGGACGGCGAGCAGCAGGAGCUGGAGACCUUUUUCGCCCGCAUCGACCCAGGCCGGCCGCUAACCGGCGCGGAGGUGACAGCAGCGGCGGGCAACCCCCAGAUCGGCCUGCCGCGGCAGCUGCGAGGUUUGCUGGCCAAGGUGGCCAGCAAGCACGCCGCAGGCGCUCCAUCGCAGGCUGAGGCCCAAGUGUUACAGGCGAACGCUGAAACGCAGCCGAGCGCCGAGGUGCAGGCGCAGCCCAGUUCUGCACAGACGCCGAGCGCUGUGCAGACGCCGGGCGAUACUGCGAAGGCUCCAGAGGUGCAGCCUAGUCCUGCACAGAAGCCAAGCGCUGUGCAGCCGCCGGGCGAUACUACGCAGGCUCCGGAGGUCCAGCCAAGCCCUGCUUCCGCGCCGAGCGCGGCACACACUGCACAAGCUGAGGUGUCUCCAAGCGCUGCGCAGACGCCGCAGACUGCCGCAGCUGCUUCGGCCGAGGAGGAUGGGAACUUCACGGUGGGAGAGUGGAUCGAUUUUUUCCAGGAGGAAGGCGCUUUGGACGACAAGGAGCGGCGUGAGCUGGAGCAGAAGUGCAAGGCCAUCGAGUCGCCUGAGAAGGGUCGCUCCAUGGAAGACAUGAGGAGCGCACUGAGUGGCCUCGGCUUGUCGCCGCGCCUGGAGGAAAAGCUCCUCAAGAUCUUAGCUGCCGCAGAGGCAGCGGAGGAAGAUGAAGAAACCAACUUCAGCAAGCAGGAGUGGAUGGACUUCUUCCAGGAAGACGAAGAUAUUUCUGCGGAGGAGCUCCCGGUCUUGGAUAAGCUCCUUGACCAGAUGGACACUUCAGGCGAUGGCCAGAUCUCUGCGGAGGAGAUCACCGCCGCGUUGAAUGACCAGAGCCUGAAGAUGCCUGCGGCCGUCCGUGCCAAGCUGGUGGAGUUCAUGCAGAACGUGGGCUGAGGAAUUUCUGCGCGAGGCGCGAGGCGGUGGCGGAGCUGUGCCGGCCGAGUGCUCGCCGCGAGCGAUCCGCCAGCGCGGGACUCCUUGCCGCGAGAG
Effrenium voratum is the source of this 1884-nucleotide messenger RNA. The record is from the annotation of a GenBank genome assembly. Lineage: Eukaryota; Dinophyceae; Suessiales; Symbiodiniaceae.